Messenger RNA from Arabidopsis thaliana (thale cress), 530 nucleotides. It is a transcript of the gene PP2-A9, whose product is annotated as phloem protein 2-A9. The coding region runs from base 135 to 530 and encodes 131 amino acids. The record is from RefSeq and is marked reviewed. The transcript has 2 exons. Lineage: Eukaryota; Viridiplantae; Streptophyta; Magnoliopsida; Brassicales; Brassicaceae.
GUUUUAUCUUGCUUUUGUAUUUUCCUUGUUAAAUUCUGCAGAACAAUAGAAAAGCAUGGAUUUCACAACCGAGUGGUCUUAACUUUGUUUGGGGAGGUGACUCGAGAUAUUGGGUUAUCCCUAAAGAACCAAGGAUGCCUGCUGAGCUGAAGAUGGUGAGUUGGUUAGAAGUAACCGGUUCAUUCGACAAGAUUGAACCCGGGAAAACAUAUCGAAUCGGUUUUAAAAUCUCGUUUAAACCGGAUGCGACCGGUUGGGACAAAGCCCCUGUUUUCAUGUCUGCUAAAAUCGGGAAGAAAGGCAAGACAGUGUGGAAAAGAAUCAAAUCCGUUAGCCAGAACUUUGGUAUACUGAAAGGUGGAUCAGAACCCGUCAAUAUACCUGACGAGUCCGAUGGCCUGUUUGAAAUCUUGGUUAGUCCCACAGCGCUUAACCAAGAUACUAAGCUUCAGUUUGGUCUGUAUGAGGUGUGGACUGGACGAUGGAAGACAGGUCUGUUGAUCCACGAAGCCUUUGUUCAAGAAGUGUAA